Phoenix dactylifera (date palm) is the source of this 1781-nucleotide messenger RNA. Its product is annotated as WD-40 repeat-containing protein MSI4-like. NCBI's taxonomy places the organism in Eukaryota, Viridiplantae, Streptophyta, Magnoliopsida, Arecales, Arecaceae. The record is from RefSeq and is a predicted model, not a curated record. Gene Ontology annotation, molecular function: protein binding.
CCCCCUUCUUCUCUUUGCUUCUGCCCCGUGCUAUUCAUUUUGCUCUUGCUGUCUUUAGACGUCGCGUACCGCGCGACUGAGAGAGCGAGGAAGAGUGAGCGAGAUGAAGGAAAAAAAGAAGGAUGUCGCGGUUGAGGACCGAGCGGGGGACGAGAGCUACAACCAGUGGAAGGCUGCGAUCCCUUUGGUCUAUGACUGGUUCACUAACCACAACCUCGUGUGGCCUUCACAGUCCUGCCGGUGGGGCCCACAACUGGAGGAAGGGAAAUACAAGAAUCUCCACCGUCUCUACCUUUCUGAACGGACUGAUGGCACCUUUCCAAACACUCUUGUCAUAUCAAACUGUGAAGUUGUAAAACCAAGGAUUGCAGCAGCAGAGCACAUAUCAAAGUUCAAUGAAGAGCACUGUUCCCCCUUCAUAGACGAGUUUAAAACUAUUAUACAUCCAGGGGAGGUUAACAGAAUAAGGGAACUCCCUCAGAGUAGUAAGAUAAUUGCGACGCAUACUGACAGCCCUGAUGUACUUAUUUGGGAUGUUGAAGCGCAGCCCGAUCGCCAUGUUGCUCGCAAUGUUUCAGAAUCUCUUCCAGAUUUGAUAUUGACAGGGCAUCAAGAUAAUGCGGAGUAUGCUCUUGCCAUGUGCCCAUUAGAGCCACUUGUACUUUCUGGAGGGAAGGACAAGUCAGUUGUCUUGUGGAGCAUACAUGAUCAUGUAUCUGUUCUAGCAGAGGCUUCAUCUGAUAAAUCUCCUGGGGUGUCUCCUGAGAGUUUGAGUAAUAAGCAGUCAAUAGAAGCUGGUGAUGAGAAGAAUUCAGAAAGUCCAACUAUUGGACCACGAGGUGUAUUCCAGGGGCACGAAGACACUGUUGAAGAUGUGCAGUUCUGCCCUGCUAGUCCACAGGAAUUUUGUAGUGCAGGUGAUGAUUCUUGCAUCAUUCUAUGGGAUGCUCGUGCUGGUACCAGUCCCGUCACAAAGGUUGAAAAAGCUCAUGAUGGUGAUAUUAACUGUGUUGAUUGGAACCCUCAUGAUGUGAAUCUUAUUUUAACUGGAUCUGCAGAUGGUUCUGUUCGUAUGUUUGAUCGCCGAAACCUCCUAACUUGUGAUGGUGCUGGAUCACCUGUACAUAGAUUCGAAUUGCAUAAGGCUGCUAUUCUCUGUGUUCAGUGGUCUCCUGACAAAGCCUCAGUUUUUGGAAGCUCUUCUGAGGAUGGUUUUUUAAACAUCUGGGAUUAUGAAAAGGUUGGUAGAAAUGACGGUGUUGCAAGGAGGGUGGCUAAUGCCGCAUAUGGUCUUUUCUUUCAACAUGCAGGGCACAGAGAUAAAGUUGUUGAUUUCCACUGGAAUGCAUCUGACCCAUGGACAAUAGUUAGUGUUUCUGAUGACUGCGCACGUGUCAAUGGAGGUGGGACAGUACAGAUAUGGCGUAUGAGUGAUUUGAUUUACAGGCCUGAAGAAGAGGUUCUGGAAGAGCUGGAAAAGUUUAAGGAUGAUAUACUUUCAUGUUCAUCUGAGACCUGAAUGUGACAGCUGCUUCAGCAGAAUCUUUUUUUUUUUUUUUGGUUACAAGGGGAAAAUGUUCUUCCUAGUUUGCUCGAACAGUUUGACACUUUUUGAUCUUCGAGCAUGUUCAGCUAUAAAAAAAUGAUUGACGAUGCUAGUCCAUCAGGUAUGUUUUGUGGUGAACAGCUGAUUAAGCGAGCAAAGGUGAAACUGCUUUCCUACUGACAAUCUCCUUUUUAAUUUACCUCCCUGCAUCUUAAUAUUUGGUGGGUUUGGUUAA